Molecule: messenger RNA, 1785 nt
Organism: Colletotrichum abscissum
Lineage: Eukaryota; Fungi; Ascomycota; Sordariomycetes; Glomerellales; Glomerellaceae
Exons: 3
Coding region: 1-1785 (594 amino acids)
Source: RefSeq, a predicted model, not a curated record
AUGCCGCGUGAGCACCCACCGUCCGUCUCCCGCUGGUCACUUGACCACAUUCCUUUCCUGUCAUCACCCUCUCUGUCAUUUUCACUUUCGCCAUCUGCCUAUUCUUGGCUCUAUAUCGUCCUAGCCAUACCCGUCAUCAUGGCCGCCGGCCUCUUCUCCAUCCCAGGUUUGGGCGACAGGUUCGCGGUGCGGUAUCGAUCACGACAACAGAAACGAACAGAGCUGCAUAAACAGAGGAUGGGUUCGACACAGUUUCUCGGCUCCCAGGUGGGAGGCAGCUCCGUCAUCAGCUAUUCUUACACCGAUUUCCCCUGGAAGCUGCUCGCAUGGGAUAUUUACUACUUUUUCCAGUACAUCUGGGCUCUUCCCUGGAUCGUAUGGCCUAUUACCCCAGCCGAUUCGGGGGACCUCGAUGAGUUGGCUUUCACAAGGCAAAACCUCUUUUGCGUGGGAAUGCAUCUUUUCCUGUGCGUUUUGCAAAUUGGCUUCAUCUUGGCUUUGCCCUUUGCCGUCUUAUUGCCUAUUUGGAUCGCCGGCCUCGCCUUCGGUGCCUUCUUCGCCGUCAACUAUCUGCUCUGCCUGUUGCUGAAUGGGCCGACCCUCACCUACACCUCGGAUCCCAAGUACGCACCUGAGCUACCAGAGCACGCUCACGAGAAAUGGAUCUUUUUGAACGGAGUUGCCGUCGGGGACCACUGGAUGAAGAACAAUCUAAACAGACUCGCUCUCACCUUCAAGCGGCCAAUCCUCGGUAUCCAUAACCAGACCUCGGGAAUCCUCUUUGAUGUUGUCGAAUGUCUCAUCCAACGGAACUUGGGGUACGCAACCUACGACGUACGAAUGUGCUAUCGUAUUGUCAAGGAAACGCUUUACAACCCACAAUACUCCAAGGUGGUCUUCGUUUUGCAUUCGCAGGGAGGCAUCGAGGGUGGUCUCGUUCUUGACUGGCUAUUGCAGGAAUUGCCACAAGAUCUUCUUGCUAAACUCGAGGUCUACACAUUUGGUAAUGCCGCAAACCACUUCAACAAUCCCCAUCGCCAUGCAAUGUCCCAGGCCCUGGCACAAAACAAUCCGGCGGCCAUGACUUUGACCACGACAAGCAUAACCCACGGCGACUUCGUGGACAGCCCCAUAUCGCCAGUCGCCAACAGCGGUCAACAACGUUUUGUCUCGAGUCACAGCACCGGAAGCAAAAGCAACCACAGCAACCCGCGCACGCCCAGCCUUCCCAAAGAGUCGUCCUCCAUUUCUUCUCGAUCCUCCACGGCCGCACUGGACCGCGCUAUUGGCCACGUCGAGCACUACGCCCACACCACCGACUUUGUCGCCAUCUGGGGCGUCUUGCACUUUUGCACCUCCCUCACAGCGGACCACAGCAUGCCGCGCUUCAUCGGGCGGCUUUUCGUAAGGGCCUCGGAGCGCGGUGGACACCAGUUUUGUCAGCACUACCUCGACGGCAUGUUCCCCCUCGCAAAGGACCCUGAGACGGGCGAGUUUAUCGGCGCGGCGGAGGAGAGCGAGUUCAUGGAGAGCGAAAUCCAGGUCGGACGGCAGGGUGAUGCCGGGGCCAACGCGCGCGAGGCGUUUGAGGUUGCGUAUUUGGGGCGCGAUGUCAACAAUGAGGUUGAGUUCCAUGGGGAACACGUCAAGGGACGGCAUAGGAAGAAGACGGUCAAGGUGAAGGAUCUUUCGAGAUUGUGGCUGUACCGGAAUGGACGCAGUCCGCCCGAGACGCCGCCUUAUUUAUAUACGGAAAAUGGGAUCGUGAGGAACGCGACUUUGUAG